Molecule: messenger RNA, 1267 nt
Organism: Emericellopsis atlantica
Lineage: Eukaryota; Fungi; Ascomycota; Sordariomycetes; Hypocreales; Bionectriaceae
Exons: 1
Coding region: 187-849 (220 amino acids)
Source: RefSeq, a predicted model, not a curated record
GCGCCGGGUCCAUGGAGAAGGACGCCUGCUUCUGCUGGGCCACGUCGUCGUCGUGCUGGAGCUGGGCGGGGUCCUUGUCCAGCGAGCCAUCGCGCUGGCCCGCGGUGGUGAUGUUGUCGGCCAUUCUGUCUGCUUGCUGGGCAGCUGGGGGCAAGUGGAUGGGUGAAAGGGUUGAACUUGGACCUGAUGGUGAAGACUCGGAACUUUAGAAGGAGGACAAACUGGCCAUGCUAUAUACCUGGAUGCCUCCCCGCUACUCCAUCUUCAUCCCCAGCUCUUCGUGACUUCGUCCCUCCCCCUCGUCACGGCGUGGGGGUUCAAGCACUAGACACGGCUAGGCGAGGCCUAGGACAUGGAGAGGAGGGGAUUCCCACUCGAGACUGGAGAAGAGAGGUGCGAUCGCGUCUCCAUGAUUGGCGGGUCAGGAGUCUCCACGAACCGGCGGGCGAGCUAGACAAGGUGAGAAUGCGGAGAACAGGUCGGUUGUUGGGGUCGGCGAUAUCCUCUGAUGCAAAAUUUCAACAUCUGGUCGUUCGUCUUUGUCUGUGCUCUCUGUCUGCUGUCCAGGUUGGGAAGGAUGCCGACAGCCGUGCUGACACAGACGGUCACUGCUCAAUUGGUCGUGAAAUAGAUGAUGAGGCACACGGUAGGCGAGCCAAGCAGUCAAAGAGGUGUCUGGAUGACUGCGCCAAGGACAAGAGCCGACGGGGACUGGAGAGUCAGUCUGCGGCACUUGAGAGCCAUUUUGCGACCAGAGUCCUCCAGUCUAGUGAGCUGCCAAGCGGGCUAGUACCUCACGGUUGCGUAUACGCGACUCGCGAGCCAGGCAACCGUCAAAGCAGCUCGUGAUGGACGGCAUCAAUUGGCUGGGCGGCGGACUCUCCGCUGCCAUGUCAUGCCACCUCCCGAGCGGCCCCCACGCUCAAGCCGCGAGCCUCAAGGAGGAGACCCACAGGACGCGGAGAUACUUGGAGUCGGUCGGUCGGUCGAGCUGUGAAUAUGAGUGUCAUGGGGAAGAUGAUGCUGCUUCUGUCUUCCUCGUGGUUUUGGACGCGGCUGAAGCAGACCGUCAGGCUGUCAAGGCCACUAAGCAUCCGGAUGGUUGCCCUUGAGACCAGAAAAGAAAAAAAGUAGAAAAGGGCCAGAAUGAAGCCAAGGGGACGUGGAUGGGCCUCCCCUCGGAUCCGACCCCAGCCAGAAGAAUCUUAUUCUUCCCCCAAACAAAACCCCAACCUUGACCUCCUUGUGGCUGCUCCUCCACUUUGGC